Messenger RNA from Fusarium vanettenii 77-13-4, 1032 nucleotides. RefSeq lists its product as uncharacterized. Lineage: Eukaryota; Fungi; Ascomycota; Sordariomycetes; Hypocreales; Nectriaceae. The transcript has a single exon. Gene Ontology annotation, molecular function: protein binding. Bases 1 to 1032 code for a protein of 343 amino acids. The record is from RefSeq and is a predicted model, not a curated record.
AUGCGUCUUGCUCUUACUGCCAUUUCUACCCUCUGGGCGGCCACAUUGGCCAGUCCAACCCCUCACGCCCAAGGCACCUGGGAAAUCCUAUCCCCUAUCCCCAUCGCACCGCGACAGGAGCAUUCAGUUGCUGCCCUCUCGGAGAACACUCUCGCCAUUGUUGGUGGCAUUAUCCCAAAUCCAGACGGAGAGGGUAUCAACACAACCUCAAUAGUACAGCUUUACGACAUCCCCACCGACACGUGGCGAUCAGUUGCCCCGGCGCCUAUCCAGGUUAAUCACCCCAACGUUGUGGCGGCUGACGGCAAGAUCUAUUUAUUGGGUGGGCUUUCUGUUGCCUCUGACGGCGCUUGGAGAGCCUUUCCUGACUCUUGGGUCUAUUAUGCUGAGCGAGACGAGUGGUUGCCGCUGGACCCUAUUCCGGACGGCCAAGAGAGGGGUAGUGCCGCCAUGGGUGUUUACGGAAGCACCAUUUACAUGGCGGGAGGCAUGCGCACUUUGGUUCCUGGUCCAGGCGGAGAGCAAGAUACUGUCGACUUUGUAUCAGCCUUUGACACAGUCUCAUCAAAGUGGAUCAGACUUCCCAAGCCAGCGAGGAAGAUUCCCGAAGGAAGAGAUCAUGCUGGUGUUGCUGUUGUAGGAAACAAGUUCUACGUUCUUGGAGGAAGGCUCCGAGGCCAGCACAACGUAAAAGACACCGUCUUCAUCCUCGACCCCAAGAACUUGCACAAGGGAUGGACUACCAGCAAGUCAAGAAUGCCUACUCCCCGUGGAGGUGUCGUUUCAGGCACGAUUGGAUGCGAGGUUUACAUCAUGGGAGGCGAGGGCAACACUGCCGCCGGAGCAGAAGGUAUCUUUAAUGACGUCGAGGUGUUUGACACUAAGGCCGAGGCUUGGAGGAAGCUCGAUGCCAUGAGGCUUCCCAGGCACGGAGGGUCGGCUGUGGCGGUCAAUGAUGGGAUUUACCUUCCUGGAGGAGGCACGAGACUGGGUGGCUCUCCUGUUGAUGUUUUAGAUGUCUAUUGGCCAUGA